Molecule: messenger RNA, 3035 nt
Organism: Hyposmocoma kahamanoa
Lineage: Eukaryota; Metazoa; Arthropoda; Insecta; Lepidoptera; Cosmopterigidae
Product: transient receptor potential channel pyrexia-like
Exons: 9
Coding region: 327-2993 (888 amino acids)
Molecular function (GO): protein binding
Source: RefSeq, a predicted model, not a curated record
UCGUAGCGAACACGGGGACAGUAAACACCCCCUCUACCAAUACCCCCGUCACAGGAGUGCCUGAUACCUGGCCUAGAAAAUGGCUGCGAACUGACCGGAGACUUAGAAGAUUGAAUACUGAACUGUUGGAAGCUAUAGCGAGUUGCGAUAUUGAGGAGACUAAAAGACUCCUCAGAAUUGGUGCCAACCCUAACGCAACCCACUGCGUAACGCUUGACCGGGUUCGCCAUUACCCAGCUCUGUCAGAAAGAGAAGUGGUUACUCGUUUCAUUAACGACGGAGCUGAGAAACAGCAGCUCGACGAACUAGGAAUUAAUGUUUCAAACAUGGGAAGUUAUGUCAACAAUGCUGGGCACAUGAAUUUGAACCUGUAUUUUACGGAAGACAUGCCAAGUUACAUGGAAAACGAUAACGUAUUAUCAAAAGUUGAUGAAGUAAUGAAAAAUCUCUGCCCCAAGACCAAAGAUCUGGCGAAUAUUCGCUGCACGAUAGAAGACGAAUAUACUGGGCUGUCAUUGGACUGGAACGACAAUAUAUUGAGAUGUUCCGUUACUGCUUACUUUCCUGUUGUAAAACCAGGCUGGACGCCACUCCACGUAGCAAGCGCACACGCUCAACUCGACAUUGCUAGACUGCUACUGGCUGUUGGAGCAGACCCGAACGUCGUCGACAAACAUGGUUACACUCCAUUGGACGUCGUUUGCUGCGCUAAUAUCGACUCUGAAGACAUUAAUGUGGAGAAUUUCACAGGAAUCAUAAAAACGUUGCUUGAAGCUGGUGGGCAAUUUAAUACAAUGAAAGCUGAAGGCAUAAACUACGUUGACACUCCUCUCCACAUGGCAGUGGAAUUGAAAGCUGUGGAUACGAUAAAAGCACUGCUGAACUCUGGAGCUUCAGUCGUUUGUUUGAACAAAGCUGGUCAAACCCCACUACAUGUCUGUGUGUUGAAUAAAUUGGAAGAACCUUUAAAGAUUCUGGUGAACCACAGAACCAACGACGAUGAUCCUUUGUCAGCAACAGUAAACGUGAAGGACUGUGGCGGCCACACAAUGCUGCAUGUUGCAGUCGCCGAGGCGUGGAUGCCAGGUGUCUGCAUUGCUUUGGAAGCUGGCGCUGAUGUUACUUUAAAAGCAAAUAAUGGAGAAACACCGGUACAUACGGCUGCAGCACUAGGCAAUAUUGAUAUCUUGGACAAAAUUCUCAUUUCAGCAAAACAAACAAAUUUAAUUGACUGCCAAAACGGUAAAGGCGAAACACCUCUGUUUAAAGCCAUUUAUCAUGGACAUUUGGAUUGCGUUAAAGCGUUACUUGUUAAAGGAGAUAAAAUGAAAAUUGCUCUAUGCAGAAAUAUAAAAGUUUUAUGCGUAGCCGCUGAAAAUGGUCAUACAGAAAUACUAAAAUAUUUACUUUCAUAUAUACCUUCCGUUUUAGUUACGUUAUAUAAUAAAAAUAUAAUCGCUGAUGGUUUUGGCCUUAUACAUUUCGCUGUAUCAAACAAUCAUGCCGAUUGCGUGAAAUUACUAUUGUUUUAUGGAGCUGACAUAAAAUUAAAGACUACAUGCAAUCCAGACAAGUACUCAACUCCAUUACACAUUGCAGCAGUCAAUAACUAUGUCGAUAUUGCAAGGAUUUUGCUGGAGAAGGACAAAACAACAAUACAUGUGGUCAAUAGUAUGGGUUGGACUCCACUGCAUUCAGCUGCACAUCAUAGUAAUAGAGAUGUCAUAACCUUACUUUUAAGAGAAGGAGCAGAUUUAUCAGGCUAUACUACUGAUUCUAAGGAAUUACGAAAAACAGCAAUAGGUAUAAUAGUAAAUAACUUAUCGAAACCAAUAGAUUUUAUGGAAGAAGUCUUUGAUUCUUACAUUUCGAGGAAUGAUUUGAACGUGAAAGAUCCGAAUUGUAAAAUAACCGUUGACUAUAGCAUACUAUUGCCUAGUGCAUGUGAAAAUAAUCAGAUGAAAGUAAUUCAAGCAUUGAUGAAAACAGGGAAUAAAUAUGGACAAAAUAGAUUGCUAGUACAUCCAUUGGUCGAGAGUUUCCUUUACUUAAAAUGGAAAGCGUUGCUACCUUUAUUCAAUAUAAUACUAGCAAUGCAUGUGUUAUUCGUAAUGUCAUUGACCGUUUUCAGUGUGUCGGUGUUUUUCUAUAAAGACACGGAUGAUGAACCACCAACGUGGUUGAGUCCUCAUAUUUGGAUGUAUAUUGUCUAUGUUACGAUAGCCUUGUUGCUAUUACAGCAACUCCUCUACAUGAACAUAAAAGGCAGUCGGCACUUCAUCCUAGCCGCCAUCUUUCCAUUUGCAGUCAUCAUAAACUCCGAGGGGAAUUGGACUCAGCAUAUAACAUCAUUGGCUUUGCUAUUAUCCUGGAUGGAAUUGAUGUUCUUCUUGUCUAGGUUCCCAAAUUGGGGAUAUUAUAUUUGGAAUAUGUUUGGGAAGUUCGCUUCUAAUGUUUUGAAGAUUCUCGCAAUAUUCGUUUUCUUGCUCAUCGCUUUUUCCCUCUGUAUAAUACAAUUUAAAUCUAAAACCCCUUCUGAAAAUCCCUGGGAAGUUUUCGUCAAGACCAUGGACAUAAUGACUUCGGAGUUUGACUACAAGGAUAUAUUCUUCAAUGGUUAUUUCAAUGACUCCACUGCUUCCUUAAUAAUAGUGACAGUUAUAUUUCUGAUAUUUGUGAUCGUUGUUCCUAUUGUUUUAUUGAAUUUAACGGUUCGUGUUGGUGAUGAUAAUAAUAAGGAUAUGGAAGUUCAUGGUAAUAUCAGACGAUUGGCUAAACAAGUUGAAUUUUUAUGCACUUUAAACACUUUAGUCCAUAACAAAGUAUUAUCUACUAUAUUACCAAGGGAAGUGAAUCGUAGUAUUAAGAAUAAAAGUAAUGUGGUUAGGAAUUUUAAUCUGUACCCUGGAAAACCUGGGUGCAAGCAAAAUAAGCUACUGCCUUCGAGGCUGCAAGAUGAGAUUUUCAAUAAGGCCUUAAUAGAGAACAAAUAAAUGGAUAAUGCUUUAGGUUUCCAAAUAUUCUUUAAGAGCACU